AUGUGGAAAACACCUUCGAUUCUCAGCGUUUUAGUAGCGCUAAUUUUAACAAGACUGACGAAAGCUGAUUAUUAUGAAUAUGAUAAAUACAGACAGAAUACUGCUCCUUUCAAAUGCACAAAGGAGGGUUAUCAUCCUGAUCCACAAGACUGCAGAGUUUACUACAGAUGUGUGGAUUGGGGCAACGGCAGUCCGUUAACAACCUUCAGGUUCGAAUGUGGAGUAGGCACAGUAUUUUCGAAGGACAAGGGAGAUAUUUGCACGCAUCCAGAAGAUGGCGGGCGACCUGAAUGCGCAUCUGAAAAUGCAAUUGAUUCGAAUCUGCCUGAAUCGCCAGAUACUUCUUCGCCCACAUGGACAACAACAACGAGAACGACUACACAGCUAAUCACGGCACAAACUUCUGUAACUAUGCGACCAUCUACUCUCACGACUGAAGUUCUUGCAACAACCACAAAACCAGAAAUAAUAACACAACCGCCACAAACGAGCCGACCAAUCUCAGAUCAAUCUGAAAAUAAUGUUAUUAAUUGUCAAAAUAGACCGCAAUGUGCACAAGAAGGAUUUUUAGCCGAUACAUGUGAUUGUGGAAAAUUCUACAGAUGCGUAGACGAGGGCUACGGAAAUUUUAGACAGUACGAAUUUACAUGUGGCGUAGGAACUGUUUGGGAUCCAGAAAUUCAAGCAUGCAAUCACGCCUGGGCUGUUGCAAGACAGAAUUGCAAGCAAAGCUCAGAAAGUGGAAGCGAAAGUGGAAAUAAUGGACAAUGGAACGGUGAUAUCGGAGAUAAUGGUGGGCAAUGGGAUGGCGAUAUUGGCUCCCCUGGUUCUCCAGGUACGGGUGGUUCUCCUGGUUCCCCAGGUACGGGUGGUUCUCCUGGUUCCCCAGGUACGGGUGGCUCUCCUGGUUCCCCAGGUACGGGUGGCUCUCCUGGUUCCCCAGGUACGGGUGGCUUUCCCGGAACUCCAGGAAGUCCAGGCUCUCCAGGUACGCCCGGCUCUCCUGGAACCCCAGGAAGUCCAGGUUCUCCAGGAACACCAGGCACUCCAGGUACUCCUGGUUCUCCAGGCUAUCCAGGAACGCCAGGUGCUUCAGGUACCUCGGGCUCUCCUGGAACCCCGGGAAGUCCAGGCUCUCCAGGUACGGCCGGUUCUGCUGGAACCCCAGGAAGUCCAGGCACACCGGGUACUCCCGGUUCUCCAAGCUAUCCAGGAACACCAGGUGCCCCAGGUAGUCCGAGCUCUCCUGGAACACCGGGAAGCCCAGGCACUCCAGGUACACCUGGUUCUGAUGGAACUUCAGGAAGUCCAGGCACACCGGGUACUCCCGGUUCUCCAGGCUAUCCAGGAACACCAGGUGCUCCAGGCAGCCCGGGCUCUCCUGGAACACCGGGAAGCCCAGGCUCUCCAGAUACGGCCGGUUCUGCUGGAACUCCAGGAAGUCCAGGCACUCCGGGUACUCCUGGUUCUCCGGGCUAUCCAGGAACACCAGGUGCUCCAGGUACUCCAGGCUCUCCUGGAACCCCGGGAAGUCCAGGCACGCCUGGAUCUGCUGGAGCUUCAGGAAGUCCAGGCUCUCCAGGUACGCCUGGUUCUCCUGGAACCCCAGGUAGUCCAGGAACUCCCAGCUCUCCUGGUUAUCCAGGAACACCAGGCUCUCCAGGUACUCCUGGUUCUGCUGGAACUCCAGGAAGUCCAGGCACUCCUGGUACUCCUGGUUCUCCGGGCUAUCCUGGAACGGCAGGAACACCAGGCAGUCCAGGUUUUCCAGGAACUUCAGAUUCAUCGAGCUCUCCUGGUCAACAACCGACAGGUGUUUGCACGAAUGAAGGUUUCUUUGCUGAUCCAGAAGAUUGUAGCAAAUUUUAUCGAUGCGUCAAUGUUGGCUCGUCCUUUACAAAGUACGAAUUUAAGUGUGGUAUUGGAACCGUCUGGGAUUCAUCUGUUGAGAGUUGUAAUCAUGCUUAUGCCGUGCCACAUUGCAAGCAGUCGAGCGAUGGAGCUACAAAUGAACCUGAUACAUCGUCAAAUGAAGUAGACAGUAUUAAUAAACCAGCUACAAGCGAAUUACCACCGGUGCAGUCUCCAGAAAGCUCAACUUCACCAACAUCUUCACAACCAGAGAUACAAUCAACUCAAAUCACUUCCACUACGAGUAAACCUGCAUCAUCUCAAACUACAUCAGUUUCUUAUUUGCCACCCGCUAGCAGUACAUAUCCGUCUUCGACAAUGCAAGUUACUGGAUCUGCCUCUAACCUGCCUUCUACAAGUCAAACGACUGCCGCUGUAUCGUAUUUGCCACCUUCGAGUAUUGCAACUACUAGCUCAAUACCUGAAUCAACGCCAGGAUCUGUUUCAUAUUUGCCACCUUCGAGUAUUGCAACUACUAGCUCAAUACCUGAAUCAACGCCAGGAUCUGUUUCAUAUUUGCCACCUGAUAAUAACACACCUAUUAAGCCAACAAGUACGUCGAAUCCUGUGUCGUCCACUACUUUUUCGCCUCAAGGUGGAAAAUCUGAGUGUACUGAAGAAGGAUUCUUCCCGAAUCCUGAUGAUUGCAGAAAGUUCUAUCGUUGUGUGCAAGGUGAGUCCGGACAUAUAAAAUACGAGUUUCAGUGUGGUCCAGGCACAGCGUGGGAUCAAUCUAUACAAACGUGUAAUCACAUUGCCCAAGUUCCGUGUUCGACGGACAGCAACGAAAUCGAUCAAAGCUCUAGCACUUCUAGUACUACAUCUAAAACUCCUGUCACAAGUGCUGCCACAACUGCUGCUUCUAGUCAAACUACUGCGACUACCUCGUCGUCUGCAGCUCCAAUUUCUACAGAAAGUGCUACAGUCGCUAGUACUUCAGAUGAAACAUCUACAGAAUCAUCGACGUUGGAAGCAAAUCAAAUAGAGUCUUCAUCAACGACAACUGCACCCGCUUCAGGAAAACCUGAAGAAAUUCAAAUGCCGGAAAGUUCUAGCACGGAAAGUUCAUCCGAAUCUGCAUCCAGCAGUUCAGAAUCAAGUGAAGAAUCAUCGUCUACCGAAUCACACGUACCAGAUUGUACGACGCAAAAGCCAAAUAACACGAUAGUAUGCAAUGACGACGGAUUCUAUCCGCAUCCGACUCGAUGUGACAAAUUCUAUCGCUGUGUCAAUAAUGGUAAUGGAUUCAACGUUUAUCAUUUUGACUGCCCACCAGGCACCAUCUUCGAUCCAAGUAUUAGCACAUGUAAUUAUCCUGAAUCUGUUUAUCCUGCAAGAGAUUGUACGACUGGAGAAGCUGCCUCUGUAUCUACUACUUCAAGUGAAGUCUCCGCAGAGCCUACGCCUCCAUCUGAAACAUCAGAACAACCCACGUCGACAGAGACUGAGGCUACAGAAAGCACAACUCAACAAACAGAAGAAAGCACAAGCGCAUCCAUGGAGACUACCACCACUUCGGAGGAAAGUACUACACGUUCUGAAGAAUCGACGUCAGAAAUUCCAGAAAGUACUGAAAGCUUGACGGAGUCUACGAGUGAAUCUGCCAUUCCUACUACGGAAGCCGCAACUGAUUCUAACGCUUCCGAACAGACUACUGAAGCCACUACCGAAGCUAUUACUUCCGCGGAAUCAACAGAAGCAACCGAGUCUCAAGAACAAUCCACGACAGAAGCUCAGGAACAAUCGACGACAGAAUCGCAGGAGCAAACGACAGAAUCGCAAGAAUCGACCACCACUCAAGACCAAUCAACAACUGAAUCGCAAGAGCAAGCAACAACUGAAUCGCAAGAGCAAGCAACAACUGAAUCGCAAGAGCAAGCAACAACUGAAUCGCAAGAGCAAGCAACAACUGAAUCGCAAGAGCAAUCAACAACAGAAUCUCAGGAACAAUCAACGACUGAAUUAUCAGAGUCGACGACAGUGGCACCAGCAGCUGCGGAACCUUGUGCUCUAGGCAAUUUGACAGAUGAUCAGAUAGCUUUAGUCUGCCCCACUGGCUUCCGCAGGCAUCCGAAAUAUUGUAAUCUAUUCUAUCAAUGCACCAGCGAGGGUAAUAUGGAAAUCAAGAUUCUUGUGCUGAGUUGUCCCGAGAAUACGAUCUUCGACGAGCAGAAGAUUCAAUGUCUACCUGAAGAUAGAAGUAGUCAGUCGUGCACGGGUGCUAAAGCAAGCGCCAGAUUGUAUAGAAGAGUGGAAGAUAGCUCUCUAUCACCCAUUAAAGUAUCGACAAAUGAACUUUGCCCGAGAGAAGGACACUUCCCUUAUCGACAAGGUUGCAGUAACACGUUUUACAAAUGUAAACGCGAUGCCCGGGACAGUUUACAGGGAUAUAUGUAUAAAUGUCCUGAGAAUUAUGUUUAUUGGUCGGUUUCUAGAACAUGCGAACGUGUGACGCGACUCCCAAUGUGUUCGCAUUUAACAAACAAAACCAAUUGGAACAAUCAAUUGCAAAUACCAACCGAAAACUUUAAUCUUUCCGCCCGAAUGCUGCGCUUUUCUUAAAUUCGAUAAUAUCGCCUAUUUCUAAACUUUUAUUAGAUAUAAGUUACAAGUUUGCCAUACAAGUUUACGAAAUAUUUGUAGAAAACAUACAUCCUCAGGUUAUUUGCAGUAAAUUGCAAUUCUUGUUGAAAAUUGAAUAGACAUAAUCGAUGCUGUAAGAAUUAGCAAGAUUUUUUUAGAUUUAGCAAAGAUAAAUGUUAGAAUAAUCGUGUAGUUAGAUGAAAAACGAUCACUUUCACAAUUACAAUAUUUAACAAUUACAAUAUUUCUGCCAUUGGUUAAUUUUUUUUUAUAGAAUAUUUUUAAAAUCAUGCUCAUUCUAAUGCAAAAUGUUCUCUUAAAUAGUGCAAUAUUACUCUAAUUUAUGAUAUUUCUUAGAACAUUAACAACAUGGCUACAGAAGAUCUCUAGAAAUUUAAUGUUAGAUCUUCGGCAGUCAUCUUGGAUUAGUUUUAUGAUUAAACUGCCAUUAUACAAUUCUUAGCUAAUAAUAGUUAUGAUAGUGAAUGUAUUAACAUUGCUGAAUACAAAUUGUAUGUACGACUUUGCAAUGAAUCAGC
Linepithema humile (Argentine ant) is the source of this 5033-nucleotide messenger RNA. The record is from RefSeq and is a predicted model, not a curated record. Lineage: Eukaryota; Metazoa; Arthropoda; Insecta; Hymenoptera; Formicidae.